Molecule: messenger RNA, 2406 nt
Organism: Mycetomoellerius zeteki
Lineage: Eukaryota; Metazoa; Arthropoda; Insecta; Hymenoptera; Formicidae
Gene: Crtc
Product: CREB-regulated transcription coactivator
Biological process (GO): positive regulation of transcription by RNA polymerase II; protein homotetramerization
Cellular component (GO): nucleus; cytoplasm
Molecular function (GO): cAMP response element binding protein binding
Source: RefSeq, a predicted model, not a curated record
UCGUCGCGCGACCAGUCGGAGUCGGGCCGCGAAGUUGCAGCUCCUGCGCAAUGCGCGUGGCGCGCUGCGCCGCAUGAUCUUGCGUAUCAGUGUUCGCCAGUGCCAUCCGGAAGGCACACAUCGGGGUUACGCGGGGAAACAGCACAGCGCGAUAAUCGUAAUCCGUGCGAGAAUCCGCGAGCAGUGGUGCGUCGUCUAUCGAGGGAAGAAAAACAAGGAAACGGAUCGCGAGGGCGGCGAACGGUGUUACGGCGACGAUAGGGUGGCUGGUGGUCGGCGGUCGCUCAGCGGCAGCGAUAGUGGUGGUUGGUGGUGGCGGCGGUGGUGGUGGUGGGUGCUCCGGGUUCCGCGAGUGUCCACGAAAAACUAGUGCCGCGAGCCAUCAUGGCGAACCCACGGAAAUUCAGUGAAAAGAUCGCCCAGAAGGAGGCGCAGGACUCGGCCGCAUUCGAGGCGAUCAUGAAGGAGGUCUCGAACGUCACGAGCAGAGUGGCCUCGGCGAGCAGCUCGGUGGGUGCUAGUCCCACGGGAUCCGGCGUACCGGAGACCCCGCUAUCCGUCAAGAGUGCCGGCGCCAGUCCACCGCAGUCCAGCGGCAAGCAUCUGCACAUUAACCUGGGAAAUCAGUUCAGGGCGGGUGGCUCGCUGCCGAACGUUAACAACAAUGUCAAUUGUGGCAACGACGCGAAAGAGCACUCCUCGCCGCAUCCCGGCGCGAUCCACUCGAUCGACCUUAAGACGGCGCUCAGCAAUCUGGAGGAGAUGCAGCAUAACGCCAUCAUGUACCGUAGCGACAACAGGAGCCGAAGCAUGGGGGUGGGACCUAUGCGAUCUCGCCCGAUGGAAAAAAGGCACGACACGUCACCGUACAGCGGCGUGCCUUACCUGUCGCCACCGCCACCGGAUACCUGGCGGAGAACAAACUCGGACUCCGCUUUGCAUCAGAGCGCCAACGAGGCUUGCCAAUCAACCUCCGCAAUACCUCAUCGACGAGGUAGCGACGCAUAUCAACACGCUAUGACUGGAAGCGGAAACGACAACAGAGAUUCUCAUCAUGGUUUCAUCGAACGACCAAGAUCCUCGUGCGAAAUGCCUAGAGUGCCUGGGAUUAAUAUAUACCCGAGCUCGCAACCACCGGGACAGCAAAUACCUAUAGGCAACAACACAGGGUCGUUGCCCGACUUGAGCAACGUACACUUUCCGUCGCCACUCCACACUCCUCUGGACCAGGAGGAUCAUUCGAGUAGUACGCCGUUCAGCAAUACCCAUUUAUCAGUGCCUGUUAACUCUAGGUUUCUUCACACGUGUAAGGGUGUGGCACUGGAAAACAGCACAAGUACUUCGCAACAGGAUCUUCAGAGCUAUCCGCAGCAACCGGCGCCGACGGCGACGUCUCACAGCCCGAAUGCUGGCCAUUACAUUUAUCAACAACCGCACAGUCCUGUACCGCAAAGUCCAAAAACGUCACAGCACCAGCAACAGCAACAUCAGCAAUCGCAGCUCAAUUCGUUAGGAUCGUAUAGAUCCACACAGUCGGUGAACAGGCCGUCGCCACAGUCGUCACCUAGUCUAACCGUUCAAGGAAGUCCCUUAAGUUAUAGCAAUAAUCCAUCGGCGCCGCCUAGUCCUACAGGACAUCCGGGUCCACCCAGCUUGACGUCCGAUCCUAUCGAUCAGAAUACUUAUUUCAUCAAUCAGGCGCAAGCGGCGGCUCUCCAACAGGAUUUCGAACAGUUCACAAUGGGACUGGAGUGGCCCAAAUUUGCGCAGCAGCUGAUGGAACUCGGUUGCACCUGGACCACGCAGAUAGAGAUGGACACGCCGGUGCAGACGAACACGAUUGGGACGUUUAUUGGGUCACCAAAUCAUACUACGAGUUACACGCAGAACGACGUGAUUAAUGUCGGCGAAUUAGGCAGUGGAGACACGGGAUACUUCAGCACGAGUCCACAAAUGGCGUAUCAACCUACGACGACGACGACCACUGCUACUCAGCAGCUAACACCACAAACUCCAAAUACACCCACAAUCAUUCUCACAGACUUUUCUGGUGCGGAUGAUCUUACGAAUCCGGAAUUUGUGAAAGACCUCGGAACGGCAAUGAUGGGUGAUUUUGACCCAGAAAUGUUUCCAUCGGACGAUGCCCUCAGACAGGGCCUUGAUCCGAUCGAUGUGGAUGGUCUACAAAUGCUGGCUGACCCUACGAUGGUUAUAUCGGACUCCAGCGCCGAAGCCCACUUUAGAUUAGAUCGACUUUAAGAGAAGAAAUUUUACUCAUUUACCAACACUCGUGUCGACUAUUGCGUAGGAAUAAAAUAAAUUCUGUCCUGGUGUCGUGAUUAAUUCUUAAGACACUUUGACAUAUUGGGGUACCACUUCUUGGGCACUGGCAGAUUUGCAGGGAAA